Messenger RNA from Acaromyces ingoldii, 4700 nucleotides. RefSeq names its product RNB-domain-containing protein. Lineage: Eukaryota; Fungi; Basidiomycota; Exobasidiomycetes; Exobasidiales; Cryptobasidiaceae. The transcript is spliced from 4 exons. Gene Ontology annotation, cellular component: P-body; exosome (RNase complex). Bases 135 to 4538 code for a protein of 1467 amino acids. The record is from RefSeq and is a predicted model, not a curated record. Gene Ontology annotation, molecular function: 3'-5'-RNA exonuclease activity; RNA binding.
CUUUAUUCCCCAUCAUCGUCGCACUUGUACCCGUCCCAUACUUUUCCCUCAGCAGCAGCAGCAGCAGCAAGGCGAGCUCUUGAUUAAAGGCAGCUAGCUCUUCUCUUGGUGUCAUAAUUUAUUCGUGAGCGACCAUGGCCGAUCCCUCUUCCAAAAGGACAAAUGACUCGGGGAACCGCACCCGGACUUCUGCUAGGGGCGGAGGAGGUUCCAACAAUGGGCGAGGUGGUACGUCUUCGUCAAGAGGCUCCCGUGGAAACAACAGUGGGCGCGGUGCCGGUGGUGGUCGAGCAGGGACGACCAGACGGGACGCAGACGCCGACAAGGCACCGGACCCUUCGACUGCGAUGAACAAUCUCCAACACCUCAUUCAGGACAUCAAAAACAACCCGGGACAGUCGACCGCCGAGGGCGAGUCUGAGCUGGCGAACCUCAGCAACCGGCUCGCCGCGCAGGAGGAGCAGCUCCAGGCGCAGCUUCAGCAGCAGCUCAACAUCACUUCGCCCUCGAGUCGUAUGGGACACGGCGGUCAGGCCAGCUUCAGUGCGAGGCCGGGCAAUCUUCCCAGCCUGGGUGAAGACGUCGAGCAUGGAGCGCAGAACGCAACAGGCCGCGGUGACGGCGGUGGUGGCGCCGCCCGACAAGGUGGGCCUCGGUUCGCCGGCAACGCCGCCUUUCAAAGUGCAAUCGCCCGCCACUCUGCCAACAACAACCAACAGGCUGGUCACCAGCGUCAGCCCUCUCUCCAGGAUCGGUUCGCCGAGAUGGGCUACGGCAGCGCGGCCGCUGAUGGCGAAGAGACCAUGACCGAAGACGGCGCGAGCAGCGUGGCAGACUUUAUGGGCAGUCGCCAGUUUGAUCCCACGCGCAACUUCCUGAACAGACAGAGCCAGAACACGAGCGCAUUUGACAGCCAUCGGAGGACAGAGAGCGACCUCUCGGCAUUUGCCGGCGCCCAUCGAAUGGGAGGCCACGCUCCUUCGGCCAGCCUAGGCGGCGGCGGCAACGUCUAUGCCGAGAACCUUGCAUUGCAACAGCAGAUUGAGAUGCUGCAGCUGCAACAGCAGCAGCUCCUCCAGCAAAGCCUCAACCUUGGUUCGCCUGGUCUUCCGCAGCCCGGACGAGGUGGCGGCAGGAUGGGCGCGCAUCGACGGAUACAGAGCCAUGCGCCCCAGUCUGGUCCUAUGGGCUCCUUCUCCACCAGUGGCAUGGGCUCGAUGGGCAUGGGAAGCUUCGGCGGCGGUGGUCUGGGUCAACAAGGUCAGCAGCAAGGUCAACAGCAGCAAGCUUCGCAGCAGGUCGGAUCCAACUUGCCUCGAGGCCACGGCAGGAGGCAUUCGGUCAAUGUCGUCAACAAGAAUGCCGCCGCUGCGCAGGCUUCUGCGCCGGGCAAUGGCGAAGAGGGAUCGCUGAUGCAGCCCAAUGUUGACUUCACCUUCCCGCCGUCCACGCCCCAGCAGCAGCAGCUCCUUCAGCAGUCGGCACACUCGCCCUCUGCCGGCCGUGCCCUGGGCCACUUUAGCACGCCCUCGGUCCAGCUCUCGUCCCUCUCGCCAGAGUAUCUCAUGGCCGGUGGUGGUCUUGUCAACCUCUCCUCGCUCUCCAUGGGCAAUAUCUCUGAGCUGGCUGAUGGCUUUGGUGGUGGCGGUGCAGGCAUGGGUCCAGGUGGGCGACACGGCCGGACUGGCAGUCAGAAUUGGCGCAUCAAUGGCAACCCUGGCCAGCAGCAGCCCGUCGUGACGGACCUGGCCCAGGCCCAAGCCCAGUUGGCCUCUCUCAACCAAUUCCGUAGUGCUCAAGCCGGUGCAGCGCCUGGACACGGCAAGACGCCCUCCUUUGGCGGAGGCUUCAACCCAGCCAUGAUGUCUGGCUUCCCUGGCGGCAUUCCCGGUAUGCCUCCGCAGCCACAGGGUGGUCCCGCUCAGCGCAAGGCCCUCUUCGGCUCUUACCUUCCCCAAGCCAGCCUUCCGCCGCUGCUGGCCGCCGGCAAGAUUGUCGUGGGCAUGCUCCGCGUCAACAAGCGCAACAGAUCCGACGCCUACGUCACCACCGAGGUCCUCCAGUCUGACAUUUUCAUCAGCGGCUCCAAGGACCGCAACCGUGCUCUUGACGGCGACGUUGUGGCUGUCGAGCUCCUUGACCCCACCGAGGUGUGGAGCGUCAAGAAGGAAAAGGAGGACAAGAAGAAGCGCAAGGAGGAGCAGGGCGCUCACGUCUCGCGCAAGCCAGACAAGGCAAAGGACGAUCUCGAGGUCGAGGGCUCCCAGCUCAAGCUCGUUGAGGACGAAGAGGAGCAUGACGACGGCGCGCCGCCGGCACUGGCCGGCCACGUUGUUGCCAUCAUUGAGAGGGCACCCUCGAAGCUCUUCAGCGGCACCAUUGGCCUCCUGCGCCCGUCGUCGGCCGCUACAAAAGAGAAGCAGCAGGCGGAGCGAGCUGCGAGAGAAGGAGGCGACGGCACCCAGGGCCAGAUGGAUUCUCCCCAGUCUCGACCCAAGAUCAUUUGGUUCCGUCCUUCGGACAAGCGCUGCCCGCUCGUUGCCAUUCCUGCCGACCAGGCGCCCGCCGACUUUUGGGACGACCAGGAGGCGUACAAGAACCGGCUGUUUGUCUGUUCCAUCAAGCGCUGGCCACUCACCAGUCUGCACCCGUUCGGCACCCUCAUCGAGGAGCUCGGCGUCGUGGGCAACCGAGCAGCACUGUCGAAUGCCAUCAUCAAGGAGUGCCUCAGCAUCGAAGAGACGUGGGGCGAGAAUGCGCUCAAGUGCCUGCCUGCUCUGCCUUGGUCGAUCCCCGAGCGCGAGUACGAGGUGCGAAGAGACUUCCGAGCAAACCGCGUCUUUACCAUCGACCCCGCCACAGCAAAGGAUCUCGACGAUGCCCUCAGCAUCGCACGCUUGGAAGGUGGCUUGUAUGAGAUUGGUGUCCAUAUCGCCGACGUCUCGCACUUUGUCAAGAUUGGCAGUGCGUUGGACCGCGAGGCGCGCAAGCGAGGCACGUCGACGUACAUGGUCGAAAAGGUCAUUCCCAUGCUUCCCCCUCAGCUGUGCGAGGAGCUCUGCUCGCUGGUGCCUCACGUCGAGCGGCUGGCCUACUCGGCUGUUUUCACCAUGAACAAGGACGGCCGCGUGAUCGGAACCUGGCUCGGUCGGACAAUUAUCAAGUCAUGCGCACAGCUAGCCUACGAAGAUGCACAGGCAGUCAUUGAAGGUGGCCAUCUGCCAAAGAACAAGCUUGCCGAGUCGCCAUUUCCCGCCUCUGAGCUCGAGGAGGAUAUUUUGACGCUGCAGGAUCUGGCACAGAAGAUGCGGACGAGGCGGUUCGAGAAUGGUGCUCUCCGCAUCGACAACGUCAAGCUCUCGUUCAAGCUCGACGACAACCUCAUGCCCACCGAUGCCUUCGUGCACGAGUCUCGCGAGGCCAACAAGCUCAUCGAGGAAUUCAUGCUUCUGGCCAACAUGACAGUCGCCCAGCAGAUUGCCGCGGGACUGCCGGACCUGGCCCUUCUCCGCCGCCACGAGAAGCCAUUGGAGCGUCGGCUGGAUGGCUUUGUCAACCGGGCCAAAAAGAUGGGCUACGAGGUGGACACAUCAUCGAGCGGUGCGUUGUUCAAGAGCCUGAACAAGAUCGAGGAUCCGGGGGCAAAGGAGGUGCUCGAGUCACUGGUGACGAAUGCCAUGCUGCGUGCAAAGUACUUUUGCACGGGCAUGGUCGACAUUGCCAAAUAUGCUCACUAUGCCCUCAAUGUGCCACUCUACACGCACUUUACCUCGCCCAUUCGUCGGUAUGCCGAUCUGAUGGUGCAUCGCCAGCUCGACUACGUCCUCGCAGACUCGGACAAGUUCCCCGUCGACCGCGAGGGCAUGGCCAAGAUUGCGCAGCAGUGCAACGUCAAGAGAGAUGCCGCCAAGCUCGCUCAGGAGCAGAGCGAUCACCUGUACCUCUGCCUGCUCAUCCACGAUCUGACUGUACGAUAUGGUCCCGUCGUUCGCUCGGCCACUGUCAUUGGCGUGCUCGACGCCGCCUUCGACGUCCUCGUCCCCGAGUUCGGUGUCGAGAAGCGGGUCCACGUGGACCAGAUUCCCGUCUCGCGCUCGACGUAUACCGAGGCAAGCAACACGCUGACGCUCUACUGGACCAAGGGUGUCGAGACGAUCCGGUGGCUUGCUGAGACGAGCGACGAUGCGCAUCUGCAAGCCAUUCAGGGUCUCGCCGAUCACCACGCCGGCAUGGAGAUGGCGUCGCAGAGCCACACGGCCGAGGCAGCUCUCUUUGACGACGAGGACGAUGAUGAGUUGGCCGAAGCCAAGCGCAAAGUCUAUUCGGGCGAAGAUGCGGCAGGAAGCCAGCAGAGGACAAAGAGCUUCCGAAAGACGGAGAUUGAGUCGGAAGGCGCCAAGGUCACUGCGGACGGACAUCGCAUCCAAGAGAUCCGCGAGCUCCAGAAGCUGCCUGUCGUCAUCACGGCCGAUAUGGAAAAGGCGCCGCCGAUCAUCAAGGUCUUUGCGCAGAACCCUUUUGCAUUCGAGACGGAGUGAUCUCGCCCUUUCUCCUUGCAUUAAAACCUUCGCCUGCCUUUGUCUCUCCUCUGCUCUUCUCCCCCUCUUGUAAAUAUCCUCCUUCGGUCUUUCCCCUUCAACACUUCCCAAAAAGACGGAACAAACGGCCAAAAGCACGACUUCAAUUCAGCCUACCCUCAU